Messenger RNA from Plasmodium inui San Antonio 1, 2064 nucleotides. RefSeq lists its product as hypothetical. The transcript has a single exon. Gene Ontology annotation, molecular function: phosphoribosylanthranilate isomerase activity; indole-3-glycerol-phosphate synthase activity. The coding region runs from base 1 to 2064 and encodes 687 amino acids. Lineage: Eukaryota; Apicomplexa; Aconoidasida; Haemosporida; Plasmodiidae. Gene Ontology annotation, biological process: L-tryptophan biosynthetic process. The record is from RefSeq and is a predicted model, not a curated record.
AUGAGGAGAAUCACCUUGGUAAUAAUCCUCACAGUGGUUGUAAUAACGACGUGCACAUAUUCGGUGAAGAGGGCCUCCCCUAGGCAGAGUCGGCAAAGUCUGCAAAGCCCGCAUAUUUUGGAGAAGAGAAAGAAAUGCUAUUUUGUGAGAUACCCCCAAAGAGAGGACCAAGUAGGAAGUACCAUCCUAAAGAAGAACGAAAAGCUGCAUCAUCUGAGGAUCUACGGAAAAGACCACAGAAACCCCCACCUGGCAUACGAAUAUGUAAAUAAAAUAAUUGAAAACAAAAAGUACGAAGUGAGCAAACUAUUGGAAGAAAAUUUUGAGGAAGACAACCCUCUACAAAUAAGAAUGAAAUAUUUGCAACACACGAUGAAUAAUAAGUUGUCGGAGAGUCUGAAGAGGACAAGUCCAGAUGAGAAGCACAGGUUGUCGAUGGUGGCUGACAUGAAGAGAAAAAUAUUCUGCAGUGUGGCUAGAAAGGAGGAAGGAGGCCACCCCACGGUAGAUGAAGUGAUAAGGGAAGAGGGAAUGUCUCAAGCGGAGGCAGGAACUGGAGAAAAUGCCGAAAAAAGGAGACGCAUCUGGAAGGACGAAAAUUACAUGUAUCAGAGUAACUUUCUCAAUUUGUCGAACCCAGGCAAUGUGAGUCUGAUGCUGCACGAAAUAGGCUUCGACGUGUUGAUAGUAAACAUUGAUAAUCUGUCUACGCAGGGGAAUUUAAACGAUUUAUGUGAUGUCGUUAGGAGUGUCAGGAAGUUUCCCCGAAAUGUGCGACCCGCAGUAGUGGUGGACGAUGUGAUCAUUCACCCCAUCCAAAUUGCCCUCGCAGUGGAGAACAAAGCAGAUGGAGUUAUUUUAAAUUUAUCCUAUUUAAAGAAUGACCUCGAAGACAUGUUAAACUAUUGUGUUAAUUUAGGAACCCAAGCAAUUGUAGAGGUCCACGAUUACAAUGAUAUUUACUUCGCCACUCAGUGCGGCAGCUACAUACUAAUGAUAAACGAAUUCGAUUUUCUGAAUAAUCAAUAUGAGUACAAUCAUGCGAUAAAGGCCAUCAGCUACGCCAUCCCCGAGUUAAUUACCAUUGCGAAAAUUAAUGUGGAUGAUUUUAAUUAUGCACACAAGUUAGGUAGUCUGGGUUAUGACAGCAUAUGUUUAGAAAAAAAACUUGUAGAUAGCGAUUUGCCCAAUUUUGUUGAGGCUUGUAAGAGUUGGGAUGCCCCUCAUAAAACACUGCUCUAUAUGAAUAGGAACAAUUAUUUGAAAAAUUUUUUAACUUAUACGAAUAACCCAUCGGGGGAGACACACAAAGACAUUACGGAGAAUUUGAAGAAAAUCUACGACGAUAAAAAUCUGCAGAAUAGGACUUCCCACGAGCUUUUGAAAAAUUACGAAAAAGAUUUUAUCGAUGCCGUGGAGGAGGGAGUACCUGGGCAGUCAAGCGAUCUACAACACACACAGCAGGGGAAGACAGACCCACUUCGAACGGGAGACAAACCAAAUGGGGAUAAUCCCCUGGCGGAAGAAGGAGAAAAGGCGAAGGACAACCUCCUAACGAGUGAUGAAAAAAAAAUCGUGCAAAAUUUUAAGAGCGAAAAAAAAAGAGAGUUAUUCCUUCUGAACCAAAUGAAAGACAUCAUAAAGCAAGUGGAUGAUCAGUGCAAAAAUUACGACUCCUUUUCUGAAGAGGAAAAUAAGAAAAAGGAAGAAAAAUUGGAAACCCUUUUGGAAAACUUUACCAAAAUGGAUAAAAAUUUUUUAAGAGGGUUCUUUUCGGAUGAAGAAAUUAAGAACAUAGAGAAUAGUAUUAAGAAGUCCCUGCAGCAGAAGGAGAAAAUCCAAAAGGGGGAAAUAAACAUUGACGAUAACAGUGUGGCUAGGGACAUUUAUGGAAUUCCGACUAGCCAGGGGGAAGAUUUAGACAUUUCGAAGCUGACGAAGGAGUUUUUUGACAACGAUUCCGGGGGGGAGAAACCGUUGGAUGAAGGUUCACAGAAAUUAGGGGGUGGUUCCACGGACGAUUCCUCAGAUGGUGCAUCUUCCAGGGGGGUGGACUCGCAGUAG